UUCUUGACCAAAACCCUGGCCUAUAAAUAGCCAUUGCCACGCCCAUCUCAAACCCUCUCACGCUCCUGGUUGCGGUGCUUUGUCUCUAAAAUUUCUUUGCAGGAGCGAUCCGGGAGUGGAAAUUUCCAAUCAUGUUGGUUUACACUGACCUCCUUUCUGGUGACGAGCUUCUCUCGGAUUCCUUCCCAUACAAGGAAAUUGAGAAUGGAAUGAUCUGGGAAGUCGAGGGAAAGUGGAUUGUUCAAGGAGCGAUUGAUGUGAACAUUGGUGCAAAUCCAUCAGCUGAAGGUGGCGGCGAGGAUGAAGGUGUUGAUGAUCAAGCUUUGAAGGUGGUUGACAUUGUUGACACCUUCAGACUUCAGGAGCAACCUCCAUUUGAGAAGAAGCAGUUCAUCACAUACAUGAAGAGGUAUAUCAAAUUGCUGUCUGGCAAGCUGGAAGGGGAGAAACUGGAUGCAUUUAAGAAGAACAUUGAGGGUGCAACUAAGUUUCUGCUUUCAAAGAUCAAGGACUUGCAAUUCUUCGUCGGAGAGAGUAUGCAUGAUGAUGGCACCAUCGUGUUCGCAUACUACAAGGAUGGAUGCGCUGACCCAACAUUUUUAUACCUUGCCCCAGGUUUGAAGGAAGUCAAGUGUUGAAAGAACAGAAGUUUGAAGCAGAAUGCUUCAUGUAGCAUUAUGAGUUUCUACUAUUUUUGCCUUUUUUUUUCUCAUGACAUUUGAAUUUGGAUGGUUUGGGCUGUUUUUGUUUUGGUUAAUUUGGGUUUCCUUGUUUUGACAUUAUUUACUGGGAAGCUUAUGUUCUGAUGAAUGCAAAAGUUACUAUAUUUAUUUGCUUA
Messenger RNA from Momordica charantia (bitter melon), 838 nucleotides. Its product is annotated as translationally-controlled tumor protein homolog. NCBI's taxonomy places the organism in Eukaryota, Viridiplantae, Streptophyta, Magnoliopsida, Cucurbitales, Cucurbitaceae. The record is from RefSeq and is a predicted model, not a curated record. Gene Ontology annotation, molecular function: calcium ion binding. Gene Ontology annotation, cellular component: cytoplasm.